AACCUCUUAUUUCAACAUGUAAACGGUUUUAGACCAGCUGAGUAGUUGGCUUAAUUUUUACAGCAACGAAGUUGUCCGUAACAAUUAAAAAAGUUUUGAAAGGAAAAUUAAGUCAAAGAAUAGCUGCAUGUUGUAAAGUCUUAUCUUCGGGCCUCCAAUUGCUCAAACACAUUUAUACAUGACGCAUCCAUCACGGAAAGCACUGCAACGACUGUGACGUCAAGGUCCCCCUUUUCGGUCUCCCGCCCCUACAAGCACAAGCACGCAGAAUACAUAGGGUGUACACACAGAUGCGCGUUGAAAGUUUGAUAGUGGUUUCAGUCAGCGGUAAAGCUCCAUGCACCGUUGGCCACCACUGGCGAGUUCUUCUUUUGCUUAUCCAAAUGCGUGGCGCUAUUUACAAGACAUCCGGAAUUUUCCUGGAUUAAAAAGCAUUCAAAAGAUUCAAAAGGCGAGGACUUGUAGCCGACAGCCGUCAUUAUUACUAUAGAUUUAAAAGACUGGAACGAAACCGUUCAGACGUUUUUAUUUCUUUGAGUUAUUUAUAAGACACUCUUGCAAACAUGUCUCGAGACCCAGACGAUGUGAAUAAACUGACCGAAAGUACAUAUAAGAAUGUGAUGGAGCAGUUCAACCCUGGCCUGAGGAAUCUGGUUAAUCUGGGGAAAAACUACGAGAAAUCUGUGGCAGCGAUGACUCUGGCUGGGAAGACCUACUUUGACGCUGUGUCUAAGAUAGGGGAGACUGCCGCCGUGUCUCCUGUGUCCAGAGAACUGGGUGUGGUUCUUAUGGAUAUCUCUGAGGUUCACAGGAAGGUUCACCUGGAAAUGGAGGAGAACUUCAAGAGGUUCCACAAGGAAAUCAUCGUUGAGCUGGAGAAGAAGACAGACAUGGACGUGAAGUACAUGACCGCCACCUACAAGCGGUACCAAUCAGAGCACAAGUCAAAGCAGGACUCGCUAGACCGCUCGCAGACAGACCUGAAGAAGCUUCGCAGGAAGAGCCAAGGCAAGCACGCCAGCAAGUACCAGAUCAAGGAGAACGAGUGCCUGGAGACGGUCACGACCCGUCAGAUGGACAUGCAGUCGUUCAUCGCCGACGGCUGCAAGGAGGCCCUGCUGGAGGAGAAGAGGCGCUUCUGCUUCCUGGUGGACAAGCACUGCAUGUUCUCCUACCAGACCGCCGCCUUCCACGAGAAGGCUAAGGAGAUCUUGGCGGAGAAGCUGCCCAGCUGGCAGGAGAAGUGCAGCGAUGCCACCAAGGUCCCCGACACGGUGAUGACCAUGAUCGAGGGGCUUCGCACGCCUGUCGCCACCACCCCCCAACCCUCGCCACGCCUGGAGCACUACAACAGCAACAACCUGGAGACAAUGGUCCCCCCUCCGGCUCCCCAGCUCAAGGCCCAAAUCAGCCCUCUGGCCAACAUGUUCCACCCGGACCCCCCCAGGUCCCCCAUGAGGUCCGCCUCUUACGACCAGAACACAGACCAGGGCAGCUCUGAAGACGGGGACAGCCUGUCCCGGUCGGUGUCCCUGUCGGUGUCCCUGUCGUCAGGCCUGAACCUGGGGAGGAAGUCCAAGGUGCGAACCAUCUUCCCCCACAUGGCCGGGAACAACACCACACUGCUCAGCUUCGACGAAGGUGACAUCAUCACGCUGCUCAUCCAGGAGGAGAAGGACGGCUGGCUGUACGGAGAGCUGGAGAAGACCAGACAGCGCGGCUGGUUCCCCUCAUCUUACUGCAGGCCUUACAGUGAGCCAGCGUUCUCCAACAGCAGUAGUUUGGGGACCCCAGUGCGGAGUCAGAGCGAGGGCAGUCUGCUGGAACAGGAGGAGGAGGAGAAUGUGUUGCUGCCACCUCCUGACUACAGCGAUGACACGCAGGGCAGCCUCAGCAUCCCCUCCUCACCCUCGCCUGACAACACGAUGAUCCUACCCAAUGGGAUAGGGAAGGCUCCCUUUCUGGGAGGCGGGAACCCGUUUGCCACAGUCAGGCUGAGGCCCACCGUCACCAACGACAGAUCAGCACCCAUCGUCUGAUCAGAUGAUGACGAAGAUAAACACACCAAACUCUCCUUAAGCCCCCCAUCUCAACCAAUGUCCUGCUAGCCUUGCAUGCCAGCCUGUUCCAGCACGAACCAUCCACGUCACUCUCUGGUUGUCAAAAGAAAACAAUUGGUGAAUUGACUGAUCCAAACUAAUUCCUGAAGUCAUGGACUCAUGAUGAUGAUGAUUAUUAAGUGACUGGGGUGGUGGUGGUAUGAUUAGUGCUGGAGCAGACUAGCAUCCAGACUACCUUCCUGACUCGACAGCGAUGACGAUUGUUUGCCUGUUUGUUCGUUCUGUCCAGAUAUAUAUAUAUAUAUAGAUAUAUACAGUGUACGCUAGUUGUGGGAAUGAAGGGAGAGAGACAUGUUUGGUUUAAAUGGACUGUUUGAGGAGCCAUACUGGGUGGCUGUAGUCCAGUCUACAUUGUCAUGACAGUUUUUUGAUAGGGACAUUAUUUAUAUAUAUUUUAAGAUGAUUCCUUGAGGUUUUAAAACAAAACAUGACAUACACACUCACACACAUACACACAAAUGUGUAAUGAGAGUUAAAUCGAAGACUAGACAUGGAUAGUCAUUUGUAUGUUGUGUUUUAAUUUCAUUUGCCAUAAACUUUUAGAUGAGUUACAGGUGCCAUGGAUGGGCGAAGCAUUGACCGAUUACUACAAGCUCUAAAUAUGUAAUGACUUCUGGAUGUUUUUACAAUUGUGAAAGUGGGGUGUCAUUUUAUUCCUCUGCUAAGCUUCCUAUGCUAAGCUUAACUGCUUGUGUAUUAACUGUUGAAAAUCACAAAUGUCCCUUACUACUGGUAGAUACUGUAAUGUACAGUACGAAAUAUAGGUAUUAUUUGUCUUCAUUUAAGCUACAUUAAGAAAAUGUAUCACACACAGUCGAAAAGGACAUAAAGGAAACAGAGAACUGUGUAUCUGUUCACUUACUGUCGUGUGUUGUCACGGAGUCCAAAUGUACCAACAUUGCCAUGGUGAGGUUUCACAUGCCCUCAAGUGUGCACACAUUUUAAACUGUUGGGGGAAAUAGCUGUGAUCCAUUUCCUUUUCCUUUCCUUUCCUCACAGUAAAAUUAUGUUUCACCACACAGUU
Molecule: messenger RNA, 3144 nt
Organism: Hypomesus transpacificus
Lineage: Eukaryota; Metazoa; Chordata; Actinopteri; Osmeriformes; Osmeridae
Gene: baiap2l1a
Product: BAR/IMD domain containing adaptor protein 2 like 1a
Exons: 14
Coding region: 564-2039 (491 amino acids)
Biological process (GO): positive regulation of actin filament polymerization; plasma membrane organization; actin crosslink formation
Cellular component (GO): cytosol; nucleoplasm
Molecular function (GO): protein binding
Source: RefSeq, a predicted model, not a curated record